This is a messenger RNA of Boleophthalmus pectinirostris (great blue-spotted mudskipper), 2352 nucleotides long. Its product is annotated as alpha-tectorin-like. The coding region runs from base 1 to 2352 and encodes 783 amino acids. Lineage: Eukaryota; Metazoa; Chordata; Actinopteri; Gobiiformes; Gobiidae. The record is from RefSeq and is a predicted model, not a curated record. The transcript is spliced from 18 exons.
AUGCUUUCACCCAAACUGCUGUCUGCUCUCAGCCUGCUUGCAGUCUGUGCUGCUGUAAACCAGGAUUUCAUUAGCUCUGCAGAGAUCGACAUCGCUGCUUGUCCUAUCACUUAUUAUGGGAUGAAAUAUGACAAAGUUUAUGUUGGCUUUAAUUCCAACACAUCUUCACUGUGCUUCAAUGGACAGUACCAGUCUGGGCAGGGCAGUGACUGUAUUCUGAUGUCCAGAGGGUCAGCUGACAGAGGAGAAGUGACCACUCUGAGCAGAGACAUACCUGCAGGAUCAGGCAUUCACAAACUUGUGCCAAAUCUGAUGCAUGCAGGGAAGUGUGUGAAUGUCAUCCCUCUGAGAGAUGAACUGGACUCUGAUGUUAAACAAAUUGAACUGGGAAACUUUGGGACUCAAGCAAUUGUGGCAAUCAAGACUCACUUAGGAUUUUCAGAUGACAACUUUGAAACACAGACUCUGGUCAAUGGGAAGUCAAUGGUGAGACAGGUCUUUCACACCAAUAAGACCAACAAGGGAGUUUUGGCAGACGUGAGCGGCUGCAGACUUUUUGGUUCUGUGUACAAGACCAACACAAGUGAGUGGAACGCAGACAUCUGCUCCACAGUCACUUGUGAUGUGUUUGGGGUGGCCACACCAGACAGUACCUGUGGGCCCAUGGAGCGCUGCCAGGGAAACAACAUAUGUACCUUAGACGCCACCUGCACUGUGACAGGUUCAACCAUUAUUGACGUCACUGGAGAACUCCACACUGUCCCAGACCGAUGUGGGUACAAGCUGAUGGAGCAUGCUUCCAUCCCAGACCUGGAGGUGCUGGGGGUCUUCCAGGAACGAAGACGUAAAGAUGUCAGCUUUUUAGAGCGGGUGGUACUGCACCUCAAGUCCUCCAAUGUGGACAUUUCACUAGAACAAGGAGGAAGGGUUAAGGUAAAUGAUGCAGUGCUGCCAUUUAACACACCAGAAAAGGUGGUCCAUGGAGUGAAAGUUUCUAAAGGUCCAACUGGACUAACAGCGGAAGUCAGCGCCUCUGCUUACACUGCCUCAAUACAUUUCAAUGGUCACACUGCACAGAUCCGUGUUACAGGACCAAAGGUGGCUCCAGUAUUUGGGUUAUGUGGCAACACCAGCACCACUUUGGCGAAUGAGAAGCAUUCUGAUCUCAGUGAGAGUGGCUGUGAGACAACCUAUGACGAAGAUGCCGAUGUUUCAAUCAACUGCAAUGAAACAGCUAAAUGGUGUAACGUCAUGAGACAGCAGCCUUUCUCCUCCUGUAACCUGGUGGUGGACCCAGAGCCCUACAUCUCGGCCUGCUCUAGUGCCCUGUGCAAAUACCCUGCAGUGGAUGGAUUCAACUGUCAGUUCUUGGAGGCCUACAGCAGGGCAUGUUCAAUGCACAACGUCAGUGUAGAGGGAUGGAAAUCACAAAUCAAAUGUGAUGAAACUCAGGCCAGUUGCCAGAACAUGUAUUGCAGUGAACACGAGUUUUGUGGAGAGAAAAAAAAUGGAUAUGAAUCUGGAUGUCUCUGCAGAGCGAUCUUUGCUUCUAAAUACAAACCAAUGAACACGUUUGGUGAGCCGACUGUGUGCAAGGAUAACACAGCCACACUGACCAUGGCUGGCUGUCUCCUGAUGGAAAGUGGCAUUGACUACAAGGUCCUGCAUAUGAACAAUGAGUCCUGUGUGGGACAGAUGGACAAUGAGACUCAUAUGGUGACGUUCAGCUUCGACAAGAUCAACACCUGUGGAACUGUGGUCAAGUCAAAUGGCAGUAAAAUCAUCUACCACAACAGCAUUAAGACAUGGAACAGCUCCAACUUUGGAAUCAUAACUAGGCAUGAAGAGGUGCACUUGGAUUUCUCCUGUCACUACGUGCAGCCAGCUGUCAAGUCUCUGGCCAUCCGGAUUAGAGACAGCUCAGUCCGACAGGAGCUUACAGCUGGAGAAUGGACAUACAACCUGUCCAUGACUGUGUACACUGAUAAGGGCCACAAACAUGCCGUUACUCCAGACACAGAGAUAAACCUGGAUCAGACGGUCUACCUUCAACUGGAGAUUGAUGGACUUGAUGAAAAACUGUUGUCUUUGGUUGUUGACUCAUGCUGGGCAAGCACUGAGCCUUCACCAAACAGCAGCUUGAAGUACAGCCUCAUUGGAAAUGGCUGCCCUAACCCAGUGGAUAAGUCUGUAAAGGUGAUAAACAACGGACAGGGUUUGUCUAGCGACUUCUCCUUCAACAUGUUCCAGUUUAUUGGGAGAGCGGGCAACAUCUACCUGCACUGCAAAACCAUGCUGUGUAUUAGUCAGGAGAACUCUUGUGCCAAGGUGGAUUCCAUGAAGUACGUGUAA